GAAAUCAACACCAGCAAUUCUCAUUUGCUCUGUCUUAGAUCCAGAUCUCUCAUUUCCCUUAGUCCUCCACCUUUCUCCCCUUCGUCAAAACCCUAACCCUAAUCCCCCCAAAAAAAAAUGUCCGAGGAAGAGCAGAUCGUCGUCGCCGCCGAGCCCGCCGCCGAGUCCCCGGACCCCCCGCCCGUCGCCGACAAGCCGGAGCCUAAGUCCGGCAAGGCCACCAAGGCCAAAGAGCCAAAGGCUAAGAAGCCCGCUGCUCCCAAAAAGGCCAGGACCGCUCCCACUCAUCCUCCUUACGAAGAGAUGAUCAAGGAUGCGAUUGUGACUCUGAAGGACAGGACUGGUUCGAGCCAGUACGCGAUCACUAAGUUGAUCGAGGAGAAGCAUAAGAAUCUGCCCCCAAACUUCAAGAAGCUUCUUCUCUACCAUUUGAAGAAGCUCGUCAGCUCCGAUAAGCUCACCAAGGUCAAAAGCUCCUAUAAGAUCCCCUCGGCUCGCUCCAUCGCCGCAGCUCCACCCAAGCCGGCUUCUGCUCCGGCGAAGAAGAAGAAGAAACCCGCCGCAGCUCCCGCCUCCAAGCCCAAGGCGAAGGCCGCCGCCAAGCCUAAGGCAGGGAAGACCAAGACAGUCAAGGCGGUGAGCAAGUCUCCGGCCAAGGCCAAGGCCGCCGCCGCCAAGCCGAAGGCGAAACCGAAAACGAAGCCGGCUGCGAAGCCGAAAGCGGCGAAGGGUGCUCCGGCGAAGGCGAAGGCAGCUCCGGCCAAGACCAAGGUAGCUCCGGCUGCUAAGCCUAAGGCGGCAGCUCCGAAGCCCAAGCUUAAGGAGAAGCCAGCUAAGGCGGCGAGGACGUUGACCAGGUCGUCUCCUGGGAGGAAGGCUCCGGCGGCUAGGGCGGCCAAGGCUGCGCCGAAGAAGGCCCCCACCCGGACAGUGAAGCCCAGAAGCGUGAAGUCGCCGGCGAAGAAAGCUCCGGCUAGGAAGGCCAGGAAGUGAGGGGGUUGGUUAGAGAAGAAGAGAAGCUAGUGUUUGUUUAGGGGUAGUCUUGUAAAUCUCUUCGUCUUUAUGGGGUAUAUGUUAGUCGGGUUAUCUAUGCAGCUGGGAAGAUGAAAUAUAUAGUCGGAAUUUUUCUUUUUUUACUUUUUUUAAUCAUUUCCAGAGGUUCUCUUUUUUCGCCUUGAAAAUCUCUCUCUCUCUCUCUCUCUCUCUCUCUCUCUCUCUCAGUCUCUUAUUAUCUCUCUAGGGUUUUGGGAAACACAGCUUGUAAUGUAAAAAUUCAGUUGAAUGAAAAGCAGAAGAUGAGUUUAUCUGGGUUCA
This is a messenger RNA of Argentina anserina (silverweed cinquefoil), 1314 nucleotides long. Its product is annotated as histone H1.2. Gene Ontology annotation, molecular function: nucleosomal DNA binding; double-stranded DNA binding; structural constituent of chromatin. The record is from RefSeq and is a predicted model, not a curated record. Gene Ontology annotation, cellular component: nucleosome; nucleus. Gene Ontology annotation, biological process: negative regulation of DNA recombination; chromosome condensation; nucleosome assembly. Bases 118 to 993 code for a protein of 291 amino acids. The transcript is spliced from 3 exons. Lineage: Eukaryota; Viridiplantae; Streptophyta; Magnoliopsida; Rosales; Rosaceae.